Molecule: messenger RNA, 366 nt
Organism: Amoebophrya sp. A25
Lineage: Eukaryota; Dinophyceae; Syndiniales; Amoebophryaceae
Source: the annotation of a GenBank genome assembly
AUGCCGAUCGGGGUAAGCAGCCAAGACAAUAGACUGACUGGGACUGCCGCGGAGGACCACGGUUGCCAAAGACAGCACGUCUUCUUUUUUUCGAGCAGGUCUUCCUCUCUCGACGUUUUCUGGCCUCUGCGUGCAGUUCCCAAAGCUUUCUUCGUCUUGAACAGCCAGAUCACCUGCUCCAGCACAGAAUCAAGGCAAGCUACUGCUUCGUUGCGACGGCCUACCUCUGUGAUGUUUUUUCCAUUUUUCCAUGUUGUUGUGGGAAAAUGGGACAACGAAACGGACUUCCUUGUUCGUUCAGUGGCCAGCGACUCUGUCUUGUUUCACAUAUCACCACGCCACGUUGGUAGAAAUAUUUACCCUUGA